This is a messenger RNA of Colletes gigas, 3109 nucleotides long. It is a transcript of the gene Cap-G, whose product is annotated as condensin complex subunit 3-like. The record is from RefSeq and is a predicted model, not a curated record. Gene Ontology annotation, cellular component: condensin complex; cytoplasm; condensed chromosome. The transcript is spliced from 9 exons. NCBI's taxonomy places the organism in Eukaryota, Metazoa, Arthropoda, Insecta, Hymenoptera, Colletidae. The coding region runs from base 339 to 3086 and encodes 915 amino acids. Gene Ontology annotation, biological process: mitotic chromosome condensation.
AAACUAUUAAAGGAAACAUUUAGUCACAGUGUGGCGCUAAUGUGGUAUUUGUUGUCGCCUCUCAUGCGGUACUGUGCGUAGUUUGUAGUUUGUAAUAGAUUGUACAUGAGAUAUAAACGUAAUUAUUGGAAUAAUAAUCAUGUUUGUAUUGCCAAUUGGGACUGCUGUAGUAACAGCAAGACAGUUUAGAGAUAAUUGGCGCCAAUGGGAAAAGAACGUAGAUGCUACGCCAUUGGAACAAAGUGCAGGGGAUUCCGUAUAACCGUUCCUUGACUGUGUACGCAACGUUACUAAGUACUCGUUUAUUUGAAGCAUUGGCGCCAUAAUUUGGAACAGAUAUGAAUCAAAAUAUAGAUACACUUAUGAGGCAAAUAUUCUACGCUGUUCAGUUCUCUAAAACUUGUCAUAAAAGUAAUAUAAAAAAGUUAAUGAAGUACUACCAGCAGUAUGAAUUGCCAGAAUUUUGGGCAUCUUUCGUAUUGUGCUUUAAACUUCCACUUACAAUCGCACAGCACCAUCCGCGAGUUGAACAUACUCUUCAAUUUGUUGCCAAGUUUGCUGUCAGUUUACUUAAUGUCACGAAUGAAGAGUCAGAGGAAUCACUGUGUCCUUUCUUUAGUCAAUUAUUUGACUUUCUGUUGAGUCAUCUUUGUGCAAAAGAUCAAGUUGUACGAUUUCGCAUUUGUAACUUUUUACACAUAUUGCUAAAUUCUAUGGGUGAUCAGGCUUUUUUAGAUGAUAAUCUUUGCGACAAGAUUACCGUUUCUAUGAUGGAUCGCUUGUUGGAUAAAUCACCGAAAGUCAGAGUUCAGACAAUUUUCGCUUUAUACAGACUUCAGGAUCCCAUGGACGGUCAGUGCCCAAUUAUAGAAAUGUGCAUGUAUCAUGCUUCCAGGGAUCCAAAGGCAGAAGUUCGCAAAGCGGCAUUGAUGUGCAUGGGAAAGAAUCAAAAAACAUUGCAGGUAGCAUUAUCGCGUACAAGAGAUCUGAAUGAAAGAGUACGUAAAGCGGCGUACGAAUUUAUUAGUAAAGUUACAGUUAGAUCUUUAACUAUUAUACAAAGACAUCAAUUAUUAAACGAUGGUCUGCUAGAUAGAUCUGAAAAAGUUAGAAAGUGUGUAGAAAAUGUUCUAUUACCAACAUGGUUAAGGCAUUUUAACGAAGAUUUCAUAGCUUUAGUGAAAGCUCUUGAUGCUGAAAUUGAUAUGAACGCAUCUGUUCUUGCUUUAGACACUUUAUUUAAAAAGACCGAAUUAAACAUAUUGGUAGAACAGUUACCAAUACAUAAAGAAACAAAGUUAAUUCCAUUAGAUAAGUUAGUUACAGAGAAUGUAUUAUACUGGAGACGUUUGGUAAAACAUAUUUAUUCUGAAAAUCAUACAGAAGAAUUGGAAAAAAUUAUACCCGAAUUAUCCAUGUUUUGCACAUACAUCUCCGAUUUUCUAAAACUAAUGUCUGCUGGUGAAACGGAGACAUGGGUCAAUAAUAUGCAAAAGUUCAUUCUUUUACAAUUAUUCGAGAUAGUGACAACAUAUGAUUUAUCCGAUGAGCUCGGACGGAAGAAAUUGAGCGAAUUAAUAUGCAAUACAUUGAUAAGUAACCACUGGUCUGAAAAGAUCAUCGAAUGUAUAGUAUCGCAUUUACAAUAUGUUGUACCAGAUGUAAAUAGUAGAGUAAAUAUUUUAUGUAACGUGAUCAGCGAUAUUAGAGCGCCUUUGAUGGAACCUUCGCAAGUUGAGCAGGUUCCUCAACUCUCCAAAUACCAACAAGAAAAGAUCAAUGUACAAAUAGCAUCGCUCAAGGUAAAGUUGUUGGAAUUGAAAGAAAUAGAGUAUCAGGCUAUACAAGACAAGGAGUUUUUGAAGGCAGACAGUUUACAGAAGGAAAUAAGUACAUUAACCGAAGAAAUAAAAAACUUCUCGGUAAAAGUUCCUCCUCCUUCUUUGAUGAUCGUCGAACAAGAGGUCACGGAAAAGAAUGAUCCGGAAACGAUGAUUAAAUGUCUAAGCAUAAUAUGUACUCUAUUACAGUCUGUAACUUCGUUAACACCGACUCUUAGGGAUUUGAUGAAAAUAGGUUUUGUCAGUUUAGAUCAUUCAAACGACAACGUUCACAUAUUGGCACUAAAAACAGUCAGUAUCUGCUGCAUACUGGAUAAAGAAAUAGCAAAAAAACAUAUUAUAAUAUUGCUUCUACAGUUUUCUUUGGAACAAGAAAAUUCAGGAAUUUGGGUGAUAGCUUUAAAGGGGAUCUUUGAUCUUUUAUUGUUGUACGGCCUCGACUAUUUUGGCAUCGUAGAAAGUCAAGAAGGAACCGCCGAGCAAAGUAAAAAAUCUAGCAGCAAACAAUUAUACACCGACAGUGAUCGUGAAGUGAGUCUGUUGUCAACACAGAGGCCUGAUACAGAGGGGAACAAUUGCAAUUUUAUCAAAAUUCUAACGGAAUUAUUAGAUAACGCGAAUGAAGAAAUAAGAACGAUCGCCACCGAAGGUUUCUGCAAGUUGUUAAUUAAUCAACGAAUCAAUAGUGUCGGUUUAUUGUCGAGAUUAAUAAUUUUAUGCUUCAAUCCUGUGAAUGAUAGGGACUACUAUCUUCGACAAUGUUUAAGUACUUUCUUCGAUAACUUUUUAACACGCGUACCCCAGGCGCAAGAAAUGUUGGAAGGGGCGUACUUGCCGACAUUAAAAAUUUUGUAUAACGCGCCAGAGACCAGUCCCUUGCAAGAAGUCGAUCCCUACGUCGUGUCCAAAUUUAUAUUGCUCAUGACCAGGCAUGGGCUUUGUAAACCUUUAACGGAAGAUUACCAUGCGCACAACAGUCUUGUAUAUACCAUGUUGGCGGAAAUAUUAAAUUUACAUAGCUGCAUUGAUCAACAAGUGCUCGUUAAAUCUCUGCAAAACUUGUAUCUGGAUAUAAACGAUGAUGUGUCGAAAGAAAAUUUACGUCGAACUAUAACUACAAUUUCGGAAAUGAUACAAAGUUCCGGAAAACAAUUCUGUAAAUACAUUGACAUUUUCAAACGAAAGUUAGAUAAUCCUACAGUCGACACUGGGUCACAAGAUGAAGACACUGAGACUGAUGAUUGAAAAUUAUUUUACAAUUUAUACCG